CCACUCUCUCGUAUUGCCACUUUCGAGCCUGUAUUGUUCCUCGCAAAAAAGUCAGGGUCAUGCUUUUCCGUGACCACCAUCACCAGAUGCCACAACAUGCCAAUCUUCUCCAUUUUCAUUUCCGACCCCCCACAAUCUCACCCCUUCCGAUUUUCCCCCCCCCAUCAAAUCAUAAAAAUGGCAGAUCUCUCCCCCUCUCUCUCUGUCUCUGUGUUUGUCCGAUUAUAUCAGUUUUAUCCUCAAGCUCAAAACUCCAUUUUUAUACGUACGCUAGCGACCAGCGAGAGACACGACGACACGGCAAGUGCUUCGACAGACAUCGAAACGCACCGCCCCGUUUUUGGGAGUCCUCAACUUUUGCCUGAAGUGGAAGAGAGAGAGACGUGUAGGUCAAGUUUCGUGCUGCAACUUUCUUUAGCCGUGGAUGAAGUAGCGGAUCCUGCUCGUCAGCAUCAUCACCAUCAUCACCACCUGCAUGCUCGGUUCGACUCACAAGUCAGAGCCUCAAAGUCCCAAAAGUCCACUGGAAGUUCUGCUCCCGCCAGUCGAGAGAAAUGGAAGCGGCGGAUCACAAAUCCACUAAACCGCCGUCCCAAAUACCUCCUCUGCCCAGAGACCCGCGCGGGUCACUCGAAGUCUUCAACCCGUCGACCCUUUCGACCCGGCCGACCAACCGGGCCUUUGGCCCGCAGCAGCCCCCCUGGCGAGGCUGGGUUGGCCGGCAAGAGAGCUCGGAACACGACCCGCCCGAACUCCCCUCCUCCUGGCCCACCAGCAGAGGCGACGAGAUCACGGCCACCUCAUGGAUGGCCCUCCAGGACGCCCCUCCGCCCAACCAAUCACCGCCCUUCGCACAGAAGCCCAUCUCGACCGUCCAUCAGCAUGACGACGGCGGACUAUCACAGUCCGCCGUGUUGGCGCAACCGCCCGACGAAGCGGGAGCAGCUGCGCAGAGGGCGGCGGAGUGGGGGCUAGUGCUGAGGACGGACACCGAGACCGGGAAGCCGCAGGGCGUGACGGUCCGGACCUCGGGCGGGGACGACCCGAACGGGAAGCCCGGCACUUCGAGGAGGAACUCGAACAACUCGGUCCGGAGCUCGGGGGACUUGUCGGAGGGCGGCGAUGGAGGGAAGGAGAGAGGGUUCCCGAGGGUGUCGGAGGACCUCAAGGACGCGCUGUCCACGUUCCAGCAGACGUUCGUGGUGUCGGACGCGACGAAGCCCGAUUACCCGAUCCUGUACGCGAGCGCCGGGUUCUUCAAGAUGACCGGGUACACUUCCAAGGAGGUCAUCGGCCGGAACUGCCGGUUCAUGCAGGGGGCGGAGACGGACCCGGAGGACGUGGCGAAGAUCCGGGAGGCGUUGCAGGCCGGGACGAGCUACUGCGGGCGGCUGCUGAACUACAAGAAGGACGGCACGCCGUUCUGGAACCUGCUCACCAUCUCCCCCAUCAAGGACGACGCCGGCAACGUCCUCAAAUUCAUCGGGAUGCAAGUGGAGGUGAGCAAGCACACGGAGGGAUCCAAGGUUAAGAUGAUGCGCCCCAAUGGAUUGCCCGAGUCCUUGAUUCGAUACGAUGCCCGUCAGAAGGAAAUGGCGGCGAGUUCAGUAUCGGAACUUGUGCAGGCGGUGAAGAGGCCGAGGGCGCUCAGCGAGUCGAUCAAUCGCCCUCUAAUGCGAAGGUCGGGAGGCGGUGGCGAGAAAGAGAGAUCAGAUGCUGUAGGAAGACGAAACUCUGAGAAUCUGGGAGGUAUGAGGAGUUCGAUGCAGCGGAUCAAUGAGGUGCCCGAGAAGAAGCAACAGAAAUCCGCUCGCCGCUCGUUCAUGGGAAUGGUUAGGAAGCGUCAGUCCAGUUCCGAAAGCUUCAAUUUUAGAGGAGCUGCAGAUGACAAUGACGACGACGACGACAUGAGUGAAGAUGAUGAGAGGCCAGACAGCGUGGAUGAUGUUGUAAGACAGAAGGAAAUGAGGAAGGGUAUCGAUCUUGCUACCACGCUCGAACGUAUCGAGAAGAACUUCGUCAUCACUGAUCCAAGGCUACCAGACAAUCCCAUUAUAUUCGCUUCUGAUAGCUUCUUGGAGCUGACAGAAUACAGCCGGGAAGAGAUUCUCGGGAGAAAUUGCAGGUUCCUCCAAGGACCUGAAACUGAUCCAGCAACCGUGAGGAAGAUCCGGGAAGCCAUUGACAACCAAAGAGAAGUCACUGUGCAGUUGAUAAACUACACAAAAAGCGGCAAAAAGUUCUGGAAUUUGUUUCAUCUUCAGCCAAUGCGUGAUCAGAAGGGAGAAGUCCAGUAUUUCAUUGGAGUACAACUGGAUGGUAGCGCUCAUGUUGACCCACUGCACAACUCUAUUCCUGAGGAUACUGCUAAAGAAAGUGAAACACUGGUGAAAAGCACUGCUGAAAAUGUUGAUGAAGCUGUGAGAGAACUUCCGGAUGCCAACAAGAAACCAGAGGAUUUAUGGGCUAAUCACUCUAAAAUGGUUUUCCCAAAGCCACACAGGAAGGGCAGCCCCUAUUGGAGAGCCAUUCAACAGACACUGGAUAGCGGAGAGCAGAUAGGACUAAAGAAUUUUAAGCCACUUAAACCCCUUGGCUCUGGGGACACCGGCAGUGUGCAUCUAGUUGAGCUGCGUGGAACCGGUCAAUUCUUUGCAAUGAAGGCCAUGGAUAAGAGUGUCAUGCUCAACCGCAACAAGGUCCACAGAGCUUGUGCUGAAAGAGAAAUCCUUGACAUGUUGGAUCACCCUUUCCUUCCAGCUCUAUAUGCGUCUUUUCAGACCAAAACCCACAUAUUCCUAAUAACAGAUUAUUACCCCGGUGGUGAGCUCUUCAUGCUCUUGGACAGGCAAACCCUGAAGGUCCUCAGGGAAGAUGCAGUGAGAUUCUAUGCUGCAGAGGUGGUUGUGGCAUUGGAGUAUCUUCAUUGCCAAGGGAUUAUUUACAGAGAUCUAAAACCGGAGAACAUUUUGCUUCAGGACAAUGGGCAUAUUUCUUUGACAGACUUUGAUUUGUCAUGCUUGACAUCUUGCAAACCUCAGCUUUUGAUUCCUAGUACUGAUGAAAAGAAGAAGAAAAAUAAGAAGAAAGGCCCGGAGAUGCCAAUCUUUAUGGCUGAACCCAUGCGGGCGUCAAAUUCUUUUGUCGGCACGGAGGAAUACAUAGCUCCGGAGAUCAUCAAAGGGGCUGGCCAUACAAGUGCAGUUGACUGGUGGGCGCUUGGUAUUCUGCUAUAUGAGAUGCUGUAUGGAUACACACCCUUCAGGGGAAAGACAAGACAAAAGACAUUUGCCAAUAUCCUUCACAAGGAAAUCAAAUUUCCAGGAAGUAAACCGGUAAGUCUCCAUGGGAAGCAAUUGAUGUAUCGAUUGCUGCACAGGGAUCCCAAGAACAGAUUGGGCUCGUGCGAAGGAGCGGAGGAAAUCAAACGACACCCGUUCUUCCGCGGCAUCAACUGGGCCUUAGUCCGGUGCAUGGAGCCUCCUGAGCUCGAUGCUCGUCUAUGCGGGGCAGCCAAACUCGUAGACCCUGAAAUGGAUGACCUUCAAAAGAAUGUUUUCUGAGAGGUCUAACUCCAUGUCCAUCCAUUUUGCAGUUGUGUAAAGCAAGCAGGAAUAAAUAGUUCAUGAUAAGUGCAUCGACUUCAAUGUGCAAUAGAAGGAAAAAGAAAGAACUACGGUCACUUCAACAGGACUUGGGAAGCUAGAGAUCGGUAAUUCUUUCGCCUCGACAUUUGGUCGAUGGAGAUGGCUUCACGACAUGUUGGACAAGCUCUGUUGAUAAUUUCUUUUAUAGUUUGGUGAUGUGAUUUCCAAUAUCCAUGUCAGUAGGAUUUGAAUUUCUCUUCUGCUCGCAACAUCAGAUUAGUCUUUUUGUGAGUGUACAUUAUGCAUUCUUCGUGAUUAUGUUAAAUCUAAAGUUAAUCGUGUGACGCAUCA
Molecule: messenger RNA, 3938 nt
Organism: Syzygium oleosum
Lineage: Eukaryota; Viridiplantae; Streptophyta; Magnoliopsida; Myrtales; Myrtaceae
Product: phototropin-1
Exons: 24
Coding region: 555-3563 (1002 amino acids)
Biological process (GO): protein phosphorylation
Cellular component (GO): cytoplasm; nucleus; plasma membrane
Molecular function (GO): ATP binding; protein serine/threonine kinase activity
Source: RefSeq, a predicted model, not a curated record